UCAACUUGUAAGUCAAUUAUGGUUGACAAUGGUUUGCACUAAAACACAAAUCUGAGCUUGGAAUCUCAGAAAAGCAUGACGCCAAAUUACGCAAUAAGCCCAACAAUCCUACGCCGAUCACGAUGAGAACAACGUCGGAGUUCAUGGACAAGCAGAUUAUGGAACUUUCUAGAUCCUACUCCGACGACUUCUCUCAGCUCACAUACCCUCCUCAUCCUCAUCCUCAUCAGCUAGAAAACGACGACGACGACGACGAGCUCUCCAGCUUUCAUUUCCGCCCCGUAGGGCAGCAGUCACGCGCCUCCACGCUCGAGAUUCGUGGUUCUAUGGAUCAAACUGAACGUGCGAAAUCCAGGGACUUGGCGAUGAUUUCGGUGAUUGAUGGGAAGAUGAACCAGCAUUUUGGCAAUUUGAUGCAUGCGGUGGAGGGUCUCAGCGCACGAGUCUCUCAGCUGGAGACUCGGUUGCGCCUGGUAGAGAAUUCUGUUGACGACUUGAAGGAUUGUUCUGAUGUUAACUAUGGCAAGACUGAUGGGAAGCUGAGGGAAGUAGAACACAUUUUGAGAAAGGUUGAAGGUGGUAUGCAGGAUUUGAGAGAUAAGCAAGAGAUCUCAGAGGCUCAGCUGCAGCUUGCAAAACUUCAAAUGCUUAAGGAUCACCAGAAGUUGGAACAAGAAAGGAGCAAUGUGCAAACAACUUCCGCGUCAUCUGCUCCUCAGAAAUCCCACCAAUCAUAUUCAACUCCUGUUGUUCCUCAUCAAUCCCACCAAUCAUAUUCAACUCCUGUUGCUUCUGUACAACAUCCUUCCCUUCCUCCUGAUAUUGCCCCAACCCUGACCCAUCAGAACUUUCCACCAGCACCUACAGCAGCUCAGCUUCCAGCUCAGUCAUCUCAGUAUCAAACUCCUUAUAGUCAACAGCCAGAUUCUAACUACUCGGCACCUGUGCUGAAUCCACCCACAACUCAGGCAUACUAUAUGUCUCAAGUUCAGCAGUCGCAACCACCUCCCACAGCACCAUAUCAACCCUAUCCAGCAGUACCACAUCCUUCACAAACAUCACAUUUUCAGAAGCAGAGUCAACUUCACCCGCCUCUCAAUGCUCCUGAUCCACAAGCCCAGUAUUCAUCGAUUCACAAUCCAGCAGAAACCCCGUAUGGGUUAUCUCAAAGCUAUCCCCAGAGCAUCCACAAAACCUCUAGUGUGCCUGGCAUGGUUCUACCAUCACAACAACAGUUUGAGGGUUCCAUGCAGUAUACACAUGACCCAUCUACUAGAAAUUACAGCACAGACUUCUCCCCUGGAAAUAUGCAACCAGUUCAACGUUCAAGCUACGAUGACUUUUAUUCCCACGGCGGAUCUCCUUCUCACUACAGUGAUUCAAAAAUGAAACAGUCGCAAGUAUCACCAUCCUCUUCGGUCGCUUCUGGUGGAAGCAGUUUCUCAAGACUGCCAACUGCAAAGGUAUUGCCGUAUGCAUUACCCAUGGCUGCCAGUGUGGAUAAGGAGUCAGAUUCUGGCGGGACUGGAAACCGUGUUCCAGUUGAUAAUGUCAUUGAUAAGGUUGUAGCUAUGGGAUUCCGAAGGGACAUAGUCAGAGCAACAGUGAGGAAAAUGACUGAGAAUGGGCAGGCAGUGGACCUUAAUGUUGUGCUGGAUAAACUGAUGAACAGUGGAGAAGUUCAGUCCCAAAGUGGUGGAUUUGGCCAGUAACGUGGUUCCCCCGUUUCUGAUUUGAUCUAUGAUCAAUAUGGACCUGUAUGAUCCUAUAUAUUCACUUGCUCUUUUGUUGUGUGCUUCUCUAUCAUGUAAUAUACCAUGUCUUUUCUUUUUCAUGUUUGCAAUGUAAAUAGAACGAGUAAUGAUGUUUGACAUGUGUUCUAUGAAUGUACAUUCUGGAAGAUACUCUACUAGGUUUUCCUGUUGUUGUUUA
Molecule: messenger RNA, 1932 nt
Organism: Rosa chinensis
Lineage: Eukaryota; Viridiplantae; Streptophyta; Magnoliopsida; Rosales; Rosaceae
Product: transcription factor SPT20 homolog
Exons: 3
Coding region: 123-1712 (529 amino acids)
Source: RefSeq, a predicted model, not a curated record